This is a messenger RNA of Pseudopipra pipra, 2241 nucleotides long. It is a transcript of the gene ATP8B3, whose product is annotated as ATPase phospholipid transporting 8B3. Gene Ontology annotation, molecular function: magnesium ion binding; ATPase-coupled intramembrane lipid carrier activity; ATP binding. Gene Ontology annotation, biological process: phospholipid translocation; Golgi organization. Gene Ontology annotation, cellular component: trans-Golgi network; plasma membrane. The transcript has 15 exons. The annotation marks the transcript as partial. The record is from RefSeq and is a predicted model, not a curated record. NCBI's taxonomy places the organism in Eukaryota, Metazoa, Chordata, Aves, Passeriformes, Pipridae.
CGGGUGGCAGCAGUCCCGCCCGGGGCGAGGUGGCAGGAGCUCGGCGCUGCCCGGAGCCCGGGGAUCGCUGCAGCUCCUGGCACUGGGGCCACCAUGGCUGAGCAGGACCCAGGCACGGGCUGCCCACAUGGGAAGAAGGAGCUGCCAGCCUUCACGUGGCAGGUGAGGGCCAACGACCGACGGUACCACGCACAGUCCAAGAAGAAAUUUGCCUUCUGCCUGAGCAGGAAGAAGUACAGGGGCAAUGCCAUCAGAACAGCCAAGUACAACCUGCUCACCUUCCUGCCCCUGAACCUCUACGAGCAGUUCCACAGGAUGGCCAACGUCUACUUUGUCUUUGUCAUCCUCCUGCAGACCUUCCCCGAGAUCUCCACGGUGCCCUGGUACACUCUGCUGUUCCCCCUGAGCUGCCUCCUCGUCAUCCGGGGCCUGCGGGACCUGAUCGAUGACAUCGGCCGUCACCAAAGCGACAGGAGCAUCAACAGCAGGCCCUGUGAAAUCCUCUGUGGGAAGAGCUUCAAGCAGCAGAAGUGGCGCCACAUCCGCGUCGGGGACAUCGUCCGGCUGCGCAAGGACAGCGUCGUCCCGGCUGACGUGCUCCUGCUGUGCAGCUCCGAGCCCAGCAGCCUGUGCUACGUGGAGACGGCGGACAUCGACGGGGAAACAAACCUGAAGUUCAGGCAAGCCCUUCUGGUCACCCACCAGGAGCUGGGGAGCGAGGAGAGCAUGGCUGCCUUUGAUGGGAGGGUGACCUGUGAGGAGCCCAACAGCCGCAUGCACAGCUUCACGGGCACCCUGGAGUGGAGGGGACAGACCCACUCCCUGGACAGCGAGAGGAUCCUGCUGAGGGGCUGCAGGAUCCGCAACACCGACGUCUGCUACGGGCUGGUGAUCUACGCUGGAUUUGAUUCCAAAAUCAUGAGGAACUGCGGGAAGAUCAAGCGGAAGAAAACCAAGCUGGACCACAUGAUGGACCGGCUGGUGGUGCUGAUCUUCCUGCUGCUGUUGGUCACAUCCCUCGGCCUCGCCGUUGCCUCUGGGUUCUGGGCCCAGACGUUCCAGGAGAAGCACAGCUACCUGGCUGCUGUCUACAGGAACACCAGCCCUGCCCAGCAGGCCUUCCUCACCUUCUGGGGCUUCACCAUCCUCCUGAGCGUCAUCAUUCCCAUGUCCAUGUACAUCACGCUGGAAUUCAUCUACCUGGUGAACAGCUUCUUUAUCAACUGGGACCUGGAGAUGUACUAUGCUGUGAAGGACAUCCCAGCCAAGGCCAGGAGCACCAGCCUCAACGACCAGCUCGGCCAGAUCGAGUACAUCUUCUCAGACAAGACUGGCACCCUGACACAGAACAUCAUGACCUUCAAGAAGUGCUGUGUCAACGGCACCAUCUACGGUCCAGGCACAGGCCAUGAGAACAAACAGCCACCAGGGUCGGCCUGGGACCACCACGGGGAGCAGAAGGUGGAUGUGAUGCUGUUGGAGGCCGCCCAGAGGGACAGUGACCCCGUGCUGAGGGAGUUCCUGAGGCUGCUGGCCCUGUGCCACACGGUCAUGGUGGAGGAGAGGGGCGGUGGGUUGACGUGCUCGGAGUGGGGUCGAGCUGCCCCUCGGGGCACCGGGGCUGGGGUGGCUCUUUGCAGAGCCCAGCAGAGCUCAGCUGUGGGGAGCAGGAGGGGUGAGAGCCUGGGGGUGGCUCGUGCCACUGUCCCUUUGUCAUGGACAUGUGCCUUUGGAUGGGUUCUAAAGCUCACCAGGGGGAAGAGAAGCACAGGGGGACAAUCCGUCCCUGUCUGGACAUUUGUCCUGUCUGGGGCAAUGAGUGGAAGAGAUCAUGGAAUCCCAGACUGGUUUGGGUUGGGAGGGACAUUAAAGCCCAUCCAGUGCCACCCCCUGCCAUGGCCAGGGACACCUCCCACUAGCCCAGGUUGCUCCAAGCCCCCUCCAACCUGGCCUUGGACACUCCCAGGGAUGGGGCAGCCACAGCUGCUCUGGGCAACCUGUGCCAGGGCUCCCCACCCUCACAGCCAACAAUUCCUUCCCAAUAUCCCAUCUCACCCUGCCCUCUGGCACUGGGAAGCCAUUCCCUCUGUCCUGUCCCUCCAGGCCCUUGUCCAAAGUCCUUCUCCAGAAGAGACAAGUGGGAUUGAAUUUCCCUGGCCUGUUAUCUUGGACUCUGGGAUUUCCCCCACUCACGUUGGUGCUGGACAAGAAGCCCAGGCACUGUCUGCCCGAGAGUCUCCA